UAUAUACUCUCUCUCUCUCUCUCUCUCUCUAUAUCUCUCUCACGCGAAACCCUAGCGCUAACGCCUCCAUCUAUCUCUCUCACGCGAAACCCUAGCGCUACCGCCUCCACCAUCAGGGUUCUACGUUCCUUUGCAAGGUACAUGAUUUGGAUUCAGUUUUAGUUUUCAAUUUUCAGGUUAUUCACUCUAUUCUUCUUUCAACAGGAUCAGUAAUAAUGGAAAGAGUUGUAACUAGAAGUCAGAGGCUUAAAUCCUUAAACAAUUGCAGCAGCAGCAGUUACAAUGAUGAUUCAGACUCUUCAAAGGUCUUGCUCAAUCAAGACAUGAUGCUUCCUAUACUUAGUUUGCUUCCUCUCAACUGUUUGCUCAAUUCUGUAAGGUAUGUUUGCAAACCAUGGGCAACUACUAUUCGCACCUCCCAUUUUGCUCAAGCGUGCCUACAACUUACUAAACCUGGUCUUUACGUUGAAGAUUAUGGUUCUCCAACCAGUUCUUAUUACUUGGAUAUCAAAAGUUAUGUGAAUGGUCACUUUGAAUUUGAAAGGAUUAGUUUGGGAACACCUUCAAAAGUCGGAACCAUUAUAUGUAGUUAUAAUGGCAUUUUGCUGAUGCUUGAUUGGGAUUUGUUUUCUUCACAACCACCACAAGCUUUCCUCGUGAACCCCCUCAUCAAGUCUUUGCUUAAACUUCCUCCUCUACCCUAUUCACUAGAACGCCCAUACCCUUCAGCUCAAUUUGCUAUAGUUUCUGCUCCUCACACUGCCAAAUUCAAGUUGUUCUUUAUAGACAUCCUAGAGGUUUCAGGUGCUCUUUAUUAUGUUUUCUAUGUACUAAGAAUUGGAAUAGAUAUCUCAUGGAAAGAGAUAGAUAGAAAAGAAGCUCCUAUAGCAUGGAAUACUAUUUGGAAACCACUUUAUGAUGGAUCCAAUUAUCUUUAUUGGAUAUCUGCACAUCAUCAAGUAACUGUGUUUGAUGUUGACAAGGAAAUUACGGUUGGAAAAUUUCCACUCCCCCCUUUGCAUCCAGAUCCUUUUUCUCCUUUUUCUUUUUCUCAUACAGUAUUCUUAUGGAGAGGAAAUCAGAUUUCUUGCAUUGUCAGUAUUGUUGAGAAUAAAAGAUAUAAAAUCUAUAUAUUGGAUUUUGAUUCUGGAAAAUGGUCUCUUUAUCAUGAAAUGGGACCGUUUGAUUAUGUGGCUGCUUGCGGCCAAGAGUUUUUUGUUAAGUUUCUUCUAUUUCGUUGUUGGAUCCACGAUGAAAUCAUCUUUCGAGUAUCUAGAUCUUCAACGAGAGAAGAAAAUUUGCCUAUAGGUGGCAGGUACACCAUGCAUUUUAGUUACAAUGUCAAGACUAGACGAGUGACAAAGAUUGAGGACAUUGCUAUGUUCAAUAACGAGGUGUGGCUUCACACCAACAGCCUAUUUUCAUUGCCAAGUACUCCGACAUAGUUUGGUUUCUUCGCAUAGUAUAUCUAGUGGUAAACUUUAUAUUUAUCUGGGUUGGCACAACAAGUGUUUAUGUUUCUAUUUAGUUAUGUAGUUUGGCGGUGGCCAAACAAAUGAUGAAUUUUUAAGAUGUUCAUUUACGAAAAGGGUAGCAAACCAAAACCCGACCCUUCCGUACUACCAAUCAUUGAGGAGUCUAAAAGAAUUUGCAAUAUUGCUCCCAACGGAAAGCCCGUAUCUGUCUCUACUAAGAGAUUGUGGAGAUGGUACUCUUUCCAAUAGUGAACGAGGCAUGUCGUGUUUUAGAAGGAGUUGUUAUCCGAGCAUCUGACCUCGACAUUGCAUCUAUUCUUUGAAUGGGAGUUAUCGUGGCGGCAUUGUUUUCUGGGCUGAUCUGGUUGGGGCUAAGCAUAUUUAUAGCAGCCUAAAGAAAUGGACACAAUUAUAUGGUAACUUUUAUAAGCCAUCAAGGUAUUUGGAAGAAAGAGUGGUAAGUCAAAGUUUUUAUUAAUCUCCUUUGUGCAUGAAAUCAUCCCUUAAAACAAAGAUGUGUCUGAAGGGAUUCGAACACUGCCGACCGACACUUUACGAACACACACAUACAUGUCAUUGAUUAAUGAAUGAUCAGCAAGAGCAUGUUUGACAUUGUUUUUUGUAUUGUAUGCAGAGUGCACCUGCUUCAUCUAAUCCAACGACAAAGGCGCGUCUGUGAGAAUAUGAGAAGGAAAUGAUCUUACAAAGUUUUUCUCAAGUUGGAUGUUCUAAGAUAUAGGGAAUUUAGCUCAUAAUGUUUUUUUUUUCCUUCCAAGUUUAAUUAAUAAAUAAAACUAUAUUUCCUUAUAUUAUA
This is a messenger RNA of Vicia villosa (hairy vetch), 2289 nucleotides long. RefSeq lists its product as uncharacterized. Gene Ontology annotation, molecular function: protein binding. The transcript is spliced from 3 exons. Lineage: Eukaryota; Viridiplantae; Streptophyta; Magnoliopsida; Fabales; Fabaceae. The record is from RefSeq and is a predicted model, not a curated record. Bases 216 to 1445 code for a protein of 409 amino acids.